Molecule: messenger RNA, 975 nt
Organism: Balaenoptera musculus (blue whale)
Lineage: Eukaryota; Metazoa; Chordata; Mammalia; Artiodactyla; Balaenopteridae
Gene: MRPL48
Product: mitochondrial ribosomal protein L48
Exons: 8
Coding region: 106-744 (212 amino acids)
Cellular component (GO): mitochondrial ribosome
Source: RefSeq, a predicted model, not a curated record
GGACCGGAUUGAGGCCGUUCCGUCAGUGUUUUCGGAUGCCCAGCGGUCGCGGCUUCUUGGGCCGAUCUUCAGCUGGCACAAUUACAGGCCGCGCAGCAGCAAAGGAUGAAUGGAGCUCUGGGAAAGGUGCUGUGUCUGAGGAAUGAUACCAUUUUUAAGCAAGCCUUUUCCCUCUUGAGGUUCAGAACAUCAGGAGAGAAUCCUCUCUGUUCUGCAGGUGGCAUUCUGCUGAGCAUCAGUCGGCACUACAGGUCACAGCCCACGCAUGGCAUUGGAAGAUACAAGCACCUAGUUAAAGCACAAGAGCCCAGGAAGAAGAGGGGAAAAGUGGAAGUGAGACCCAUUAAUUUGGGGACAGAUUAUGAAUAUGGGGUUUUAAACAUUCACCUGACUGCAUAUGAUAUGGCCCUGGCAGAGAGUUAUGCCCAAUAUGUUCACAACCUCUGCAACCAUCUCUCCAUUAAAGUCGAGGAAAGUUAUGCAUUGCCCACCAAAACCGUGGAGGUGUUGCAGUUGCAGGACCAAGGCAGCAAAAUGCUCCUGGACUCAGUUCUCACCACCCAUGAGCGAGUGGUUCAGAUCAGCGGUUUGAGUGCUACAUUUGCAGAGAUUUUCUUGGAAAUAAUCCAAAGCAAUCUUCCUGAAGGAGUCAAACUGUCAGUGAGGGAGCACACUGAAGAAGACUUCAAAGGAAGGUUCAAAGCUCGGCCAGAACUGGAAGAACUGCUAGCCAAGUUGAACUAGCUCACUGCAGACCCUUUCAUGCCAGCACUGGUGAUACUGAGUGGCAACGGGAAGAGCUUCCUGGGUGGCCAAAGUUAAGCAGGAGACCCUGACUCUCAAUAUCAUAAGUACCCAUCUCCACAGCCAGGAGUGCCUCCUCUCCUCUGUGGAGGAGUGCUUGCCGAUUGUCACCACUUUCCUUUGAGCCAACCCUAGGUAUCUUCCAUCUAAUAAAAAUCUGCUGUUGAUGGA